UCAUGAAACGAAGAGCAUAUGCUCCCAAAUUCGAGUAACUAUAAACAUUUUACACGCCAGCCUAAAAGCCUUCUUCUCCUUCCACCUCAUUCUCUCUCUCUCUCUCUCUUCUAUGUCAAAUGGCUUCUUCAACCUCCGGCAGUUCAAUUCCCGCACCUGAGGCCGUACAAGUUCUAGUUUCAUCGCUUGCAGAUGAAUCUUCCGUGGUUCGAGAAGCUUCCAUGGCUUCUCUCAAAGACAUUUCCGCACUGAACCCUCUUUUGGUGCUUGAUUGUUGUGCUGCUGUUUCACGUGGUGGUCGCCGGAGAUUUGGCAAUAUGGCUGGGUUAUUCCAAGUGAUGGCAUUUGGUGUUAGAGCUCUUAAUAAAGGAAAUGCUGAUCAUACAUUUAUGUCCAAGCUCGCGAAGAUUGCCACUUCUGAAAUGAUCUCAUCUAAGGAACUCAAUGCUGAUUGGCAGAGAGCUGCUUCAGGGUUGCUUGUUUCUAUAGGUUCGCAUUUCCCUGAUCUGAUGAUGGAGGAAAUAUUUGUUCAUCUAACUGGAGCUAGUUCAGCAUUACCAGCUAUGGUUCAGAUACUUGCUGAUUUUGCCUCUGCUGAUGCUUUGCAGUUCGCACCACGCUUGAAAGAGGUACUUUCACGAGUUCUUCCCAUUCUUGGAAGUGUAAGGGACGUUCAUAGGUCAAUCUUUGCUAAUGCCUUCAAGUGCUGGUGUCAGGCUACGUCGCUAUACAGUACUGAGUUCCCUUCUCAUGUGCUUGAUGCAGAUGUCAUGUCAUUUUUGAAUUCUGCGUUUGAACUUUUCUUAAGAGUUUGGGCGUCUUCGAGGGACUUAAAGGUACGAAUGUCCACUGUGGAAGCUCUGGGUCAGAUGGUUGGUCUAAGUACGAGGCUACAACUGAAAACAGCCUUACCUCGACUUAUUCCAACUAUGUUGGAGCUGUACAAAAAUAAUCAAGAUAUUGCUUAUGUUGCUACAUGUAGUCUCCAUCAUGUCCUAAAUGCCUCUUUAUUAUCGGAGACUGGCCCUCCGUUGCUUGAAUUUGAGGACAUUACUGUUGUCCUAUCCACGCUUCUUCCAGUUGUGCUCAUGCACAACGACGUUAAAGAGCAGCCUAAAUUUUCUGUUGGUUUAAAGACUUACAAUGAAGUUCAACGUUGCUUCCUCACAGUUGGCAUGGUGUACCCCGAAGAUAUUUUUGUGUUUCUUUUAAAUAAAUGCAGAUUAAAGGAAGAAGCUUUAACUUUUGGUGCACUCUGUGUCUUGAAACAUCUAUUACCCAGAUUGUCUGAGGCUUGGCAUAAUAACAGGCCGAUGCUUGUUGACGUUGUAAAUUCGCUGCUUGAUGAACAAAAUCUAGGAGUUAGGAAGGCACUUUCAGAGUUAAUUGUGGUUAUGGCUUCACACUGUUAUUUGAUUGGUUCUUCUGGGGAGCUGUUUGUGGAAUACCUAGUACGCCAUUGUGCUCUGCCAGACCGGGAAGAACAUCAGCUAGAGUCAAGCAGCAGUUUUCAUGCUUUAACUUACAGGAGAUUUGAGGCGAAGGUUGGAAAGGUCAGUGUGGCGGAAUUGAGAUCAGUAUGUGAAAAAGGUUUACUUCUAUUAACGAUUACAAUCCCUGAAAUGGAGCAUGUAUUGUGGCCAUUUUUGUUAAAGAUGAUUGUUCCUCGAGCAUAUACUGGUGCAGUUUCCACGGUUUGUAGAUGCAUUGCAGAAUUGUGUAGGCAUAGAUCUGGUAGUGGAAGUAUGAUGCUGAGUGAGUGUAAAGCUCGAACUGACAUUCCAAGUUCUGAGGAACUCUUUGUCCGAUUGGUUGUACUUUUGCAUGAUCCUCUAGCAAGGGAGCACCGGGCAACUCAUAUUCUUUCUGUGCUUAAUUUCUUGGGACCUCUCUUUCCAAAGAACAUCAGUUUGUUUUGGCAAGACGAGAUUCCAAAAAUGAAGGCAUAUGUCAGUGAUACAGAAGACUUGAAGCAGGAUCCGUCAUGCCGAGAAACGUGGGAUGACAUGAUCAUUAAUUUUCUUGCAGAAUCUCUGGAUGUCGGGCAGGAUGUUGAUUGGGUAAUCGGUCUCGGAGAUGUUUUUGCCAAACAAUAUGAACUGUAUACAUCCGUGGAUGAGCAUUCUGCACUACUUCAUCGGUGCCUUGGCAUGUUGCUUCAGAAAGUUGAUGACAAAGUUUAUGUUCGUGAUAAGAUUGACUUGAUGUAUAAACAGGCUAAUAUAGCAAUUCCUACUAAUAGAAUUGGCUUGGCGAAGGGCAUGGGAUUGGUUGCAGCUUCUCACUUGGAUAUGGUCUUAGAAAAGCUAAAAGAGAUUCUUGAUAAUGUUGGGCAGAGUCUAUUCCAGAGGUUUCUCUCGUUCUUUAUUGAUAAAGCUAGAGUUGAAGAAUCAGAUGAUAUACAUGCUGGUUUGGCUUUAAUGUAUGGAUAUGCUGCAAGAUAUGCUCCUUCGAAUGUUAUUGAGGCACGAAUAGAUGCUCUUGUGGGAACGAAUAUGCUGUCACGCCUUCUCCAUGUUUACCACCCUGUUGCGAAGCAGGCUGUUAUAACAGCUAUCGAUUUACUGGGUAAAGCUGUUAUCCAGGCUGGAGAUAAUGGUGCCCCAUUUCCGCUUAAGAGAAGAGACCAAUUGCUUGACUAUAUUUUGACACUGAUGGGUCAUGAUAAUGAUGAUGAAUUCAUUGACACCAGUGUUGAGAUUCUACGGACUCAGGCUCUUGCUCUAAGUGCUUGCACUACGCUGGUUUCAGUGGAGCCGAAGUUAACCAUGGAAACCAGAAAUUAUAUUAUGAAGGCUGUCCUGGGAUUUUUUGCUUUACCUAGUGAACCAGCAGAGGUCGUCAAUCCCCUCAUAGACAACCUCAUCACACUUUUGUGUACAAUCUUACUUACAAGUGGGGAAGAUGGAAGAAGUAGAACAGAGCAGCUGUUGCAUAUUCUGAGACAAAUUGAUCCAUAUGUUUCCUCAGCGCUAGAACAUCAAAGGACAAGAGGCUGCCAAGCUGCACAUGAGAUGCUUGUUAAGUUCCAUAAGCUGUGCACGAGUGGGUUCUGUCCAUUAGGCUGCCAUGGAAGUUGUGUACACGGCAAGCAUAUUGACCGUAAUCUGCUAGGCAACUUCCAAAACUUUCCAACUGUUUUUGUAUUGCCUAGUCGCGAGGCCUUAUCUCUUGGAGAUAGGGUCAUUGUCUAUCUUCCACGCUGUGCUGAUACUAAUGCUGAAGUCAGAAAAUUCUCAUCGCAGAUUCUCGAUCUCUUCUUCAGCAUAGCCCUUUCACUUCCAAGGCCAACAAAUUCCAAUUUAAAUGCAAAUGUGGAAAUUUAUUAUGGAGCCUUGUCGUCUCUGGAGGAUGUUAUUGCUAUGUUGAAAAGUGAUGCUUCCAUUGAUCCAUCUGAAGUUUUUAACAGGGUGGUUUCAUCUAUUUGCAUAUUACUCACAAAGGAUGAGCUUGUUGCUGUAUUGCAUGGUUGUACAACUGCUAUAUGUGACAAAAUCAAGCAAUCAGCAGAAGGUUGUAUCCAAGCCGUGAUUGAAUUUGUGAUGAAGAGGAAGAGUGAGCUGAAUGAAUCUGAUGUUUCAAGGACAACACAAUCCCUUCUCUCUGCUGUAAGUCACGUGACUGAAAAAUAUUUGCGGCAGGAAACUCUUAGUGCUAUAUGUGCUCUAGCCGAAAAUACUAGUUCAGAAAUUGUUUUCGAUGAAGUCUUGGCUACAGCUGGAAGGGAUAUUGUUACAAAAGACAUAUCUAGACUACGUGGUGGCUGGCCAAUGCAAGAUGCAUUCUGUGCUUUUUCUCAGCACAGUGUACUUUCAAUUUUGUUCUUAGAGCAUGUGAUAUCAGUCCCUACCCACACUCCUGUGAAUAGAAAUAUAGCCGAAAAAGGAGAUGGUUCAAGUCAUGGUGUUAACAAAUUCUGUGAGAAUGAAAUAUUGCAGGCGUCUAUAUUUGCUCUCACAGCCUUCUUCAGGGGUGGUGGAAAAGUUGGAAAGAAGGCUGUUCAACAAAGUUAUGCUUCUGUCCUUGCAGCACUUACUCUGCAACUUGGUAGCUGUCAUGGUCUAGCUAGUUCGGGUCAACCUGAACCUCUACGAGCUCUGUUAAUUGCAUUUCAAGCAUUCUGUGAGUGCGUGGGAGAUCUUGAAAUGGGAAAGAUUUUGGCAAGAGACGGGGAGCAGAGUCAAAUUGAGAAGUGGGUGAAUCUUAUUGGAGAUAUAGCGGGUUGUGUGUCUAUAAAGAGACCAAAGGAGGUUCCUGCGAUCUGUUUAAUUCUAAGCAAGUCCCUAGAUGAACACCAAAAUUUUCAAAGGGAGGCUGCAGCUGCUGCUUUGUCUGAGUUUGUUCGCUAUAGUGACGGAUACGAUUGCUUGUUAGAGCAGAUGGUAGAAGCAUUGUGCCGCCAUGUGUCCGAUGACUUGGCUUCUGUUAGACGGCUUUGUCUUAGAGGACUUGUUCAGAUACCUUCUAUUCAUAUACAUCAGUAUGCAGCUCAAGUGCUUGGCGUGAUACUAGCUUUACUUGAGGAUUCAGAUGAAUCGGUGCAACAAACCGCUGCGUCGAGUCUAAUUAUGGUACUUGACUCAUCACCCGGUGAAUCAGUAGAACCAGUUCUUCUUAACCUUGCUGUACGAGUUCGCAAUCUUCAAGUUAGCAUGAAUACAAAGAUCAGAGCUACAUCUAUUGCAGCUUUUGGAGCACUGAGCAACUUUGCAGAUGGCGCACAGCAUGACGCCUUCUUAGAGCAGGUGCAUGCUGUACUACCGCGUCUGGUUUUGCAUCUUCAUGAUGAUGAUAUCCGCAUUCGUGAGGCUUGCAGGAAAACACUCAAGCAAAUAGCCUCAUUUGUGGACGUGCAAGGAACUUCACCACUUCUUACUACCCAUUAUUUUCUUUCUGAUCAUCGAAGUGACUAUGAAGAUUUUGUAAGGAACUUGACAAGGCAUUUCACUCAACAUUUGGCUUCUAGGAUUGGAAGUUACAUGGCUACAGCUAUUCAGGCAUUUGAUGCUCCUUGGCCAAUUAUUCAGGCGAAUGCCAUGUACUUCUGCAGUAGAAUGCUCUCACAAACAGAUGAUCAACGCAUAUUGGCUCUGUACUACUCACAGGUAUUUGGCAUGCUGGUCAGCAAAUUGAGUCAUUCAACUGAUGCACUUGUCCGAGCGGCAUGCUCUUUGUCAUUGGGAAUCUUACUGAAGUCUAGCUAUUCACAUUCUUGGACAUCAGCUCGCCUUGACCAAGCAGAGUUGAACUGACAAUGCCCUUGAGAAUGUUGUAAUAUCUAAACAUCGGAAUGAGCUUGCAAGAUUUGGACUUUGUGUCUUGGAAUAUAAGCUAUGUUUCAUAGCUGCUCACAUGAGGAAUUAUUGAACUUCUUUUGUUGGUGAAACUAUUGUCUACCUGGCCAGCUAGAACAAAUUGCUCAGACAAGUUGUUCCGUCCUAUAGUCGGCAGAAUGUACAGGAAGUGAUCUCGUACUAACCACUGAGAAAGGUGUACUCAAGCAUGUAAUUUUGUAAAAAGACCAUGUGUACAGUUUUUGGUUAUAGGCAGAGAUUAUGGGAUGUAAAUGUUGCUUGCUGUGUUCAAUUGAAUAUAAAGUCAGAGUAUCACAAACAAAUAUCAGGAGAUUUUGUUGAACCAGUUGUAUUAGUUUCAUCUACCCUUGUACGCUAAUUUCAAGGAAAAUCUUGGGAACUUUUUUUUCUUUGUA
Beta vulgaris subsp. vulgaris (sugar beet) is the source of this 5710-nucleotide messenger RNA. RefSeq names its product protein SHOOT GRAVITROPISM 6. The record is from RefSeq and is a predicted model, not a curated record. The transcript has 51 exons. NCBI's taxonomy places the organism in Eukaryota, Viridiplantae, Streptophyta, Magnoliopsida, Caryophyllales, Amaranthaceae. Gene Ontology annotation, cellular component: cytoplasm. Bases 120 to 5252 code for a protein of 1710 amino acids.